This is a messenger RNA of Anopheles coluzzii, 4553 nucleotides long. RefSeq lists its product as uncharacterized. The coding region runs from base 962 to 2515 and encodes 517 amino acids. Gene Ontology annotation, cellular component: extracellular matrix. The transcript has 9 exons. The record is from RefSeq and is a predicted model, not a curated record. Gene Ontology annotation, molecular function: heparin binding; integrin binding. Lineage: Eukaryota; Metazoa; Arthropoda; Insecta; Diptera; Culicidae. Gene Ontology annotation, biological process: signal transduction; cell adhesion.
UCCUUUGUUGUAAUCUCAUAAAAUUGUAAUGCUAGGAAAAUGAAAUUUGCACGCCCUUUGAAGGAAGGUGGUGGAAACAAAACUGGGCAUCAGAAGCUGCUUGGACAGUAUCGUAAACGUAUGCGUGUGUGUGUGUGUGUGUGUGCUCGUUUGCGCGUGUGUGUGUAUGUGUGUGUGAGUGUCUUGUGUGGCAGGCGAAAUCCUUCAGCAGGAUUAACCUCGCCAGGGCUCGCGAGCGAACGAAGAUCUUUGCGCUUACGCGUGGAUGAUUAAUGCACGGGCAUCCGUUCGAUGCUCUCAGCGCAUACCCAGCGCACCUUUGCUUCCCUCUCUCAUGAUGUAUGUUUCCGUUUUCAGCUGCAGAUUCCGUGACAGGGGGAGAAAAAAAAAAACCGUGCGUAUGUGAGUGAGGUGUUAGCAGGUGCUUGAUUUGCCGGUGCCGUGGUUUUUGGUGCGCCUGUGCUGAUCGGAAGCAGCCGCACGGAAAUGCGGGAAGAUUUUCCGCAAACAGAAGCAGCAAAGCUUCCGGGCCCGGUUUGCAUAUGAAUCGGUCGAUGAUUGUGAAGUGCAAGGUGGAAGAAGUUUGGAGUUGAGGGUGCUGCUUGUUGGAGCUGCUGUGUUGGUGUGUAGUGAAAGGUGCUUUACGUGUGAAAGGUGCUCAUCCCUGUUGAACGUGUUACAAUCAGCCGCUCGCCCCCUUGAAGACCAGACGGGUCGAUAAGCAAUCUGACGGUUGAUACAAAUUGCUUCCCAAAAUGCGCCCUCACGUUGGACGCUGAAGUUGUUGCGGUUGGUGUGUAUCUGUUCGUUUGUUGUUUCAUCAGUGUGUCUGUGUGCUUUAAGUUGGACCUGGCUCUCACGCGAAGCGGUUAAAACCGAGUAAAGGAUUUGCUUGCGGAGAGUAUUGAGCGCAGAAAAUCACAGCAGUUGGCUAUCAGUAGCCGAGCAGGCAGGCAGCAUCAUGUGGCUGUACAGUUGGUUCGGGAUCCUGCUGGGUGGACUGCUAGACAUUACGGCCUUUUCUAUCAACACCGAUAACCAGAUUUACGAUCCACAAAUAGGAGAAAACUAUGAUAGUUGCACGGUAGGAAACGGGACGUACUACCACGGGGAAACGUUCAAGCUCGAUUGUCGAACACAGUGCGUUUGUCAGAACGGUCGCCAUGCUUGUUCGACGCUGUGUCCACAUGAAAAUCUGCCACCACCCGUUGACACGUCCAUUUGCAUCGCUCCCAAGCUGGUGGAACUGCCCGAUCAUUGCUGCAGAGUGUGGCUCUGCGAGCAGCCAGCAACUGAUGUGAAUGCGACCUGUUACAACUCGUCCACCACGCUGUGGUCACCGUGCUCGCAGAGCUGCGGUAUCGGGACGUCGACCAGGAACAUCACCACAACGCCCGGCUGCCAGAAGCUCAGCACGAUACGGCUGUGCGAGAACCAUCGGUGCAACCGCCCGGGCAAUAAUUACUACAUCCCCGGUGAGUACGCGACCGAGGGGCUGCCGGGCCGGGGUAACGCUGAUCGCGCGGAAGAUGGACCGACGGACAGGGAUGGUGACCGUUCCGGUGUCACCAGCCGCAAACAGCGACCGUACUACGAUGGCAGCAGUGGUGGCUACAGCGCUCCCAACAGCGUUUCUUUGCUCAGCGAAAACGAACAUCGAAGACGGAAGGGUCACGAGUGCCGAAGCAUUCAGCGGACGGCUUCCUCCCGGUUGCGGCUCGGUCCGUGCGUUUCGCGGAAGCUUUACCGACCAAAAUCCUGCAGCCUGUGUCAGGAUUCCAGCAUGUGCUGUGUGCCUUCAAUAACCACUACUAUUAAGGUUGAAUUACUGUGCCCUUUGAACUCGGGCGAUCCGUUCGACUUCAUCGAGCACGGGUACGACCUGUGGGACAGUGCGUCGAUCGAUCCGCUCGACCAGGAGAUGCUGCAGUCGCGCCAGAUCCACAUCGAGAACAAGUACGUCGACGUCCAGUGGGUGCUGAAGUGCGAAUGCGGUCCAAAGAGCAAAAACUGUCACCCCCGGAAGUCGGCGGGAUCAUCAUCGGGUGGCCACUCGAGCAGAACAACCGACCACCACCACCAGCAGCAGCAGCACCAACAGCGACAAUUGGGCUCAUCUGACCCGCAACCAGCGAGCGCAGCGGGAUCCACAGCGGCCGAGCAGCAGCGCAACAGCACCGCAUAUCGCACGCUGCUGGGAAAGGCACGUCCGCACGGGGCGCAGGACGUGACCGGGACCGUGGGUAGAGCCGACCCACCCGUCGACAACACGGAUCCCGUCGACUACUACGAUGGCGGUCAGAGCGCUCGGAAGGGCCACAAACAUGCGGGUCACCAUCGUUCGUCGGUGCAUCGGCGUCUGGUGCACCGUGGUCUGCAUCACCGACAGCAGCAGCAGCAGCAGCAGCAACAACAACAAAACCGACAACCCGAUCCAUUCGGCAGCUGGAACGAUGCCAGCUCGACUGUUGUGGAUGGUAGUGAGGAGCUGCUGAAGCGGGUUCAUCGAACAUAAUAAACUGCUGGCCGAGAAUCGCGCGUGUGUGCGCGUGUGUGAGUGUGUCCGGUGUACGGCAAUCGAUGCGCGGGGUUGAAAUUCAAUGCGGAAAUGCAAUUGGCGUACUUCCGCUUCCGGCUAGGCUGGGCUAAGGAUCGGUCCCUUGUGAUGCUGACUAAACACACAGACAUACACACACUCACACAUAAGCACACAUCACACAUAUGUGAAAGUUCUUCGAAAGUGCUGUCAUAUUGUACAUCGAUGCGUACAAAUAUCGCCUCAGACGGUGCAAGUUUUUUGUUUCCAGGUUUCGGUUUUCGUUGCCAAGGGAUCUUUUUUUGUGUCCUCCCGAUGGGCUUGGUUUGCUCUUUGCAAAACUAUUUCCCCACCACACCGGGGAAACAGAGCAUCAUGCGACAUGCAAGAGAAAGAAGAAGAAAAAAAAAACACACACACACACAUAUGCAAAGCUAAAUCCCUUACGGAAUGUAGACUCACCUGCAAAAGGGAAAGAAGAGGUGCGCUGCAGAUGCAAUCGAAUCGAAUUGCUGCUGCUUGUACAUAGUUUUUAAUGGAAUUCUCGAUAGUGAGUGAUGCAGCAGAAUGAGAUCGAAGCAAACAAAAAAGGAAGAAAAAGCAAAUAAACAAACCCAUCCCUGACGUUCUAGUAGAAGAGGUACGAGAAGGGAAAUGGUCAAGUUUGGGAGCGUUUCUGAUUCCUUAUUUGCUCGGGAGUAGAUCAGCUCUUUCUCUGUUUUUUUUAUCCGCCCCACUGCUUGAUGAUGCUCUAGAUGGCAGAGCUUUUUUUUUAAGUGUGGAUGCAUAGAAGAAAGCUUGCGCAAAACUUUAUUAAAUGCUGUGCUGCCUUGCAGUGGAGCGGCAACUCGUGUAGUUAAUUUGUUCAAGCGUGACUUUAUUAUAAGAAUGCACACAUAGAGAAAGAGUGCAAAAAAAAAAAAAACAAACUUAUACUAUUAUCCCGUGGAACCAAUUGUAGCGCGAAAUAGACAGUGAAUGGAUGGACGAUUUUUAUCGUGCAUGGUAAUGAACUACCCCGGUACGGUAGUUGCAUCCGGCAGUGGAAAAGCAAGUGAUAAAACGUAAGUAAACGAGAGAACUAAAAAAAAAUAAGAAUAUUCCCGAACAUACACAUCAAGCUACAUUGCAUCACUCGCAUCUAUUGCGACCGCGAGGUGUAGAGAAAAACCCGGACGGUGAAGUGCAAUGCUUGGAAAACCCGCAAGGAGAGUAGCAAACCUGAUCCGCAAAACCACCAUAUCCCCACAGAACCUCAGAGCCAGUGUGUGUGUGUGUGUGUACGUGUGUAGAAGAACAGAAGACAUAAGCAUCAACGUGACUAUUAUUAUCAUCAUCAUCAUCAUCAUCAUACCACUGCUACCACUACACCUUACUAGCUACAACUACUACUACUACUACUAUUACUAUUCACCCUUCCCAAAACCACAGUUUCGUAUCAACGUGAAUGGUUUCAAACAAACUCUUGAUAGGUCUUUUACUGUGUGUCGUGCGGAAAAGGUGGAACAGGGAAAAAAGGAAACGAAACAUAAAUCCAUGCUUUAGUUCCCUUCUGCGGGCUAGCGCUUCUUCCGGCGAGGGAGUCGCUAGUUCGAGAAGUUGCAGUCAUCACUGCAUACCAUUGCGGGUGGGUAAUGAGUGUAUGAGUAUGUAGGUUCUUGAGAGAGAUGGGUUUCCUUCUAUUUCUUUGUGGCUGCGUAGGUUUAAUGCUGCGUUCUUUGCGAUUGCUCUUAUAAAACGAGUGCGGAGCGAGGUCAGUUCGCAAGAAAGAUGAAGGCAAAUCGGCAAAAGAAAAUUAGGUCACGCUGUAUGCUCGAAAAGGGGGAAGGGGCAUUUUUUCCGCGAUGCAGCACACUCAACGGCGAUAGGAGAGGAGUGCACACAGCCCACAGAUACAAUUCCACGGACCAAAGCAACUCACAAGUGAUUGAACUCAAUGCGUGGUGAGUUUGGUAUUAUAAAUAGGCACGGUAGAAAAGGGGGUGAAUGGAACAUGUUUUUUGUAUUAUUUAAAAAA